Messenger RNA from Penicillium waksmanii, 1494 nucleotides. RefSeq lists its product as uncharacterized. The transcript has 6 exons. Gene Ontology annotation, molecular function: metal ion binding. Bases 1 to 1494 code for a protein of 497 amino acids. The record is from RefSeq and is a predicted model, not a curated record. Lineage: Eukaryota; Fungi; Ascomycota; Eurotiomycetes; Eurotiales; Aspergillaceae.
AUGCUGCUGAGGGAUUCUGAUAUAGAUUCCCUAAACAACCAACUUGCAACUCUCUCCCAUGAGAACACGUCUCACCAUGAUAAGUUGCAGCUCGUCUUGGAGCAAUUCCGCAAUGUCCUCGAAGACUACAGCUCUCUGAAAAGCGACUACGAAGAAGUCAAGGAAGGUCGCGAAAAGUACAAGAAGCAGGCCCGCGGUCAGGAGCGCAAUCCUUUCGUUUUGGUUCUCGUGGACGGUGAUGGCUACCUGUUCAAGGAACAUUUUAUUAAAGCUAGCAGCGAUGGCGGCAUCAACGCCGCUCGGGAAUUGAGCGAUUCCGUUAGAGAACUGAUGUUCUCCACUAUGGGUGCUGAGGCCGACCGGUGCCGUAUUAUGUAUGUCUUGGCACGAAGCGGGAUGGUCGGACACGAAGCUCGAUCUCUGUCGCCAUUUUCGUCGGCUUUCAACCGUGCCCAGGAUCUUUUCGACUUUGUUGAUGCUGCAGAGAAGAAGGAAGGAAGCGAUUUUAAAAUCAGAGAGAUUUUCCGCUUGUAUGCCGAUAUGAAUCAAUGCCGACAUAUAUAUUUUGCAGGUUGCCAUGACACUGGAUAUGCCUCUCUUCUGACCCCUUAUAAGGAUAAAAGUGAUCGUAUCACCCUCCUCAAGGCAGCUGGAUUCCAUCGGGAAUUUGAAGAAUUAGGUCUUCCCAUUAAGGAAAUGCCCUCUGUGUUCAUGUCUACUUCUCUUCCUACUAGCGGUAAACCGGUCUCUGCGGUCAAUACCAAGCUGGCCAAUUCUCCUAUAAACGGCACCAACAGUUCAAACGGAUUUAAUGGCACUAAUGGGGCGGGGCCCACGAAGCCACUUUGCAAACACUUCCAAAAGGGAAUCUGCAAAUUUGGAAGUGGCUGCAUCAAACAGCACGUCAUGCCCAAUCAGAAUCUCUCUCGGCCCGGAGAUGAAUCACCCAAACAGCUUUGGUCAACACCACACGUCGUGGGUCGAUCCCAAGAGCUUUUCUUUACCCACUUGCCGCCUACGAAUUUUAAAUCUAUGGAAUAUAUCCCCGUUAAUAAAGACGGCGAUCGUCUAGAUACCUACUGCCCUCAGCCUACCUCGGAAGCCCUCGAUCAAUACCACCGUCGGGCGAAGAUCGCCCAGGUUUGUAACAGUUAUCAUUUGUCAGGCGAAUGUGGGGACAUGAACUGUCAAUAUGACCACAGCGAUGUCUCCGAAACCGUCGUUGACGUCCUCCGCUACAUCGUCCAGCAACACCCCUGUACAAAGGGAGGCAUCUGUCGUUCAAUCAAGUGUUUCUUGGGGCACCUAUGCCAGAAGCCUAACUGCAAGGCUGUGAAAAGUCGGCAGUGUCGCUUUAACCACAAAGGACAUAGAUUGGACCUGGAAGUCGCCUGCUGGGUAUAUCCCAUUGAAACCAUAGAUGGAGACCGAUACUCGUCCAGUGGCGAAUCUAUCGCAAGUCAAACUUGCCCGAGCACCAUCUAUUUCGGCUAG